This is a messenger RNA of Leucoraja erinaceus (little skate), 2292 nucleotides long. RefSeq lists its product as uncharacterized. The record is from RefSeq and is a predicted model, not a curated record. NCBI's taxonomy places the organism in Eukaryota, Metazoa, Chordata, Chondrichthyes, Rajiformes, Rajidae. The transcript is spliced from 9 exons. Bases 790 to 1875 code for a protein of 361 amino acids.
AACAAGUUUUAAUAUUGUCAUGUGUGUCGAGGUAUAAUCAAAGACUUUGUUUUGCAUGCUAUCCAAACUAGGAGUUCCAUACAUAAAUGCAAUAAAGUCAAACUCAAGUACAAUAGGUAGAGUGAAGAGAAAGAUAUAGAAUAUAGUUCACAGCAUUGCAGCACAACAGUUCCAGAGACAAAGUCCAAUGUCCACAUUGAAGUAGAGGUGAAUCAGACUGUACCAUAGUUUACCGAAGGACUGUUCAGAAACCUGAUAACAGAUGGAAAGAAGCUGUUUCUGAGUCUGGCGUUGUGGUUGUUUUUAUUGGGAACUGGAUAAUCGCUGAUUUGAACAGGCCAGUUCGAGUCCUACUGUUCAAUCCCAGUGUUGCUUUCGUUAGUGGCUGUGCUGUCGAUCGUUACCACGCAUGAUUGGUUGAUAUUUUGACUACUGGAGCGGGCACCUGUUGUAUCCCAUCAAUCCCGGACUGAGGCAGAGAAGACGCGAGGGGCAGCCGGAGACCUCAGCACUGCAUAAAGUCAGGACUUUCCUACAACGCAGCCUUACUACAGACAAGAUAAGAUCAGAUGCUACGUAAACAAAAGUUACUUUCUUUACAAUCUAACCUAACCGGAAUGACUGGUGGCAGUUGCUUUCUGACUUCAAGCAAGGGAGGAACAAUUCCCUAAUGACCUGACAUGGAACAAGACAUCUCUGCAUCAGUUGAGGAAGACCUUGCCGAGGCAAUACAGGAGAUAACAGCCACAAGAUGAAACUCUGCUAAAUUCAGAUGUUCCUUGUUUGAAGAUGAGUAAAAAGAUCAGUGAAAAAUUAGAUGACACAGAGAAGGAGCAAGAUGAAUUACAAAUCGAGGAGAUAACGGCAGAUACAUCCAAAGGCGCAAGGGACAAACCAAAGACAUGUCAGAAAUCAAGUACUGAAGCGCCAAAGGAGAAAACACUCAGCAGCAAGAAGACUGAGGAAGUGAAAUUGCAAAAAGUGCCCGUUGAAAGAAUUCAGGCGAAGCACACCGGUGAUGAGGAUCCUUGGGUGUACAUCACUUUGAAUAGGUGCAUCAUUGCUGCUGCUGUUAUAGUGGUUCUCAGCAUGGGUGUCCAGCUGAUUGUGGGUAUUUUUGAUGUGGAUGAUUCAUCAGUGUUGGCGUAUUCUGACAUGCUGCUCGAUGAUGAAGAUUUGAAAUUGGCAGAAAGAACAAUGGUCGAGAAUCCAGAUCUGACUUCAGAUGCCGAGGAAGCCAUCAGUGAACUUGAGAAGUUUGUUAUUGGGACUCCUGCCAGGACUGAAUUGAAAAAGCCAUGUAUUACUCUGAAGGGAAAGACAGGAGGCUGCAAAGCUGAGGUGGCCAACAAAAAGCAGAUCUCUCCUCACAUUAAAGAGAUCAAAAGCAUUAAAAGUAGCUAUAAGCCAAGAGAUAAAGACUCAGAACCCAGAUCGGGCAAGGACAGGAAAGACCACAAGAUCGAAGUUGAAAAGAAAGAUGAUAAGCACUUCAAAAAGGAGGAUAAACACAGGGGCCACCUUGAGCAGCACUUCAAAGGAGGAGACAGCAAGAAGUUGUCCAAGGGCAAAGAAGAGGGAUGCGAUAAGGGGAGUAAAUUUAAUCAGCACCAUUUUCCAAGACGACCAGAUAAAAAUGUUAAACAAGAAACACACAGCAAACACCAAGGCCGGUACAAAGACUUUGAAAAGCACAAGCAUUACUUCAAGCAAAACGACAACAAAAAGCACGAUUACAAAGUUCAUAAAGAAUAUUCCAAGUACAGAGUGGGCAAGCGUGGUAAACACUAUGGAAUCGAAAACAUCUUUAAAAAGAGUGGGAUGGGAAAACACUUUGGUAAAAAUAAAUUCAAAGAGAGUCGAAAACACGAAUAAUUAGGUUCAAGGUCAAAUUAAACGCAGUCAUUACGACCCCGCGAUGUCUAGAAGUAUUUCCAGUAAACCUUCCAAGCAGUAAUGCUUAUUUAUAUCAGUGAAGUGUAACAUUUCUAAAUAAAAGUAGUUAUUGUUGCACUAAAUUAGAAUCUCCUUGUAAGAAAAAAAAUUGAUUUGCUGGAAUAUGAGAUGAAACUGUUUUUAAUAAAAUGCUGCCACAAAGGUGUUUUUAAGUCAUUUGGAAAAUAAGUUAGACGGGGAUGGAAAGCAUUACCUACCUUUGGAAUCUCCGACGUGGAACAAGGAAUGAAGAAAGAUCGCAAGGAAAUGAUUGAAUCCCUGUUUACCAAACUAUAGUAUAAUAGAUUUUGUGUUCUCGUAUUUUCUUUGGUGGAUUAAACAAAGUAAAUAUUCUGA